Molecule: messenger RNA, 544 nt
Organism: Rotaria sordida
Lineage: Eukaryota; Metazoa; Rotifera; Eurotatoria; Philodinida; Philodinidae
Source: the annotation of a GenBank genome assembly
AUGCCAUACGAACGUUAUGUCAGAGAAAAAAUUUUAAAUCCGCUUGAUAUCAAAGUUGGCGAAGCAGGUUUUCGGCUUUCAGAUAUUCAUCAUAAGGAAAGAUUGGUUGAACAUUAUGCAUUCAAUGCAUCCUACUUGAAAGAAUGGAGGCGACAAUUACCACAGUUAGAUGUUACGCAAAGCAAUGUUACUAAUUGGCUUCACAUUCCAUUCUUUAGCAUACCAGACUAUCCUUCCGGUCUUAUGCGAAUGUCAGCUGUUUCUUUGUCUUUAUUUCUACGCAUGUUUAUGAACAAUGGAUCUUCUUUAUUGCAUCCUCAUUCAAUUGUUGAAAUACGAACAUCGGUUGACGGUGUCGUUCCUUACCAAAAUCUUCACUCACCCAGUAAUCAAUCGCCACUACCACCUCCAAAAUAUGGUCUCAUUUGGAACUGGCAAACAAUGCCUGAUGGCCGUCGUUUCAUUGGUCACAAUGGUGUAAUGCCUGGUGCCACGAACUUAAUGGUGAUCAACGAACAGGAUACUAUUGGUAUAAUUUUUCUUU